Messenger RNA from Magallana angulata, 4671 nucleotides. RefSeq lists its product as uncharacterized. The record is from RefSeq and is a predicted model, not a curated record. The coding region runs from base 100 to 4671 and encodes 1523 amino acids. NCBI's taxonomy places the organism in Eukaryota, Metazoa, Mollusca, Bivalvia, Ostreida, Ostreidae. The transcript is spliced from 4 exons.
GAAGGUUUUUGUCAGCAGGUUCUGACAACUCCUGUCCGAGAGCCACAUGUCGAUGGACCGGGACAAUAGCAGAUAUUACCUUACCUUGGUUUGAAUGAGAUGGAUAUCCUGUUUAUUCUAUUUUUUGCGGGUUUCCUAAGACAAACGACUGCACAGUUACAAAGUAGCUAUUCAAUCUAUCCGGACUCUUCAAGCCUCUACAUCCAAUCUAGCGAGCACCUAUACAGCACAAGUCAGAGUAAAUAUUCUACAGACAGCUAUGGAUACAAUUUUGGCUCCUCUAGCAGCACUUGUACCUAUUACACAGACAUUUAUGGUUCAUACUAUCCCGGAGGAUCCUACUCAGUAGGACCAUGUACCGAUACCACAUGGUAUCCUAGCAGUUCCUAUCCUAACACCGAUAGCAAUGGUUACACCUACAGCACAAGUCAGAGUGGAUAUUCAACAGACAGCUAUGGAUACAAUUUUGGCUCGUUUAGCAGCAGUUGUACCUAUUACACAGACAUUUAUGGUUCAUACUAUCCCGGAGGAUCCUACUCAGUAGGACCAUGUACCGAUACCACAUGGUAUCCUAGCAGUUCCUAUCCUAACACCGAUAGCAAUGGUUACACCUACAGCACAAGUCAGAGUGGAUAUCCAACAGACAGCUAUGGAUACAAUUUUGGCUCCUCUAGCAGCAGUUGUACCUAUUACACAGACAUUUAUGGUUCAUACUAUCCCGGAGGAUCCUACUCAGUAGGACCAUGUACCGAUACCACAUGGUAUCCUAGCAGUUCCUAUCCUAACACCGAUAGCAAUGGUUACACCUACAGCACAAGUCAGAGUGGAUAUUCAACAGACAGCUAUGGAUACAAUUUUGGCCCCUCUAGCAGCAGUUGUACCUAUUACACAGACAUUUAUGGUUCAUACUAUCCCGGAGGAUCCUACUCAGUAGGACCAUGUACCGAUACCACAUGGUAUCCUAGCAGUUCCUAUCCUAACACCGAUAGCAAUGGUUACACCUACAGCACAAGUCAGAGUGGAUAUCCAACAGACAGCUAUGGAUACAAUUUUGGCUCCUCUAGCAGCAGUUGUACCUAUUACACAGACAUUUAUGGUUCAUACUAUCCCGGAGGAUCCUUCUCAGUAGGACCAUGUACCGAUACCACAUGGUAUCCUAGCAGUUCCUAUCCUAACACCGAUAGCAAUGGUUACACUUACAGCACAAGUCAGAGUGGAUAUUCAACAGACAGCUAUGGAUACAAUUUUGGCCCCUCUAGCAGCAGUUGUACCUAUUACACAGACAUUUAUGGUUCAUACUAUCCCGGAGGAUCCUACUCAGUAGGACCAUGUACCGAUACCACAUGGUAUCCUAGCAGUUCCUAUCCUAACACCGAUAGCAAUGGUUACACCUACAGCACAAGUCAGAGUGGAUAUUCAACAGACAGCUAUGGAUACAAUUUUGGCUCCUCUAGCAGCAGUUGUACCUAUUACACAGACAUUUAUGGUUCAUACUAUCCCGGAGGAUCCUACUCAGUAGGACCAUGUACCGAUACCACAUGGUAUCCUAGCAGUUCUUAUCCUAACACCGAUAGCAAUGGUUACACCUACAGCACAAGUCAGAGUGGAUAUCCAACAGACAGCUAUGGAUACAAUUUUGGCUCCUCUAGCAGCAGUUGUACCUAUUACACAGACAUUUAUGGUUCAUACUAUCCCGGAGGAUCCUACUCAGUAGGACCAUGUACCGAUACCACAUGGUAUCCUAGCAGUUCCUAUCCUAACACCGAUAGCAAUGGUUACACCUACAGCACAAGUCAGAGUGGAUAUUCAACAGACAGCUAUGGAUACAAUUUUGGCUCCUCUAGCAGCAGUUGUACCUAUUACACAGACAUUUAUGGUUCAUUCUAUCCCGGAGGAUCCUACUCAGUAGGACCAUGUACCGAUACCACAUGGUAUCCUAGCAGUUCCUAUCCUAACACCGAUAGCAAUGGUUACACCUACAGCACAAGUCAGAGUGGAUAUUCAACAGACAGCUAUGGAUACAAUUUUGGCUCCUCUAGCAGCAGUUGUACCUAUUACACAGACAUUUAUGGUUCAUUCUAUCCCGGAGGAUCCUACUCAGUAGGACCAUGUACCGAUACCACAUGGUAUCCUAGCAGUUCCUAUCCUAACACCGAUAGCAAUGGUUACACCUACAGCACAAGUCAGAGUGGAUAUUCAACAGACAGCUAUGGAUACAAUUUUGGCUCCUCUAGCAGCAGUUGUACCUAUUACACAGACAUUUAUGGUUCAUACUAUCCCGGAGGAUCCUACUCAGUAGGACCAUGUACCGAUACCACAUGGUAUCCUAGCAGUUCCUAUCCUAACACCGAUAGCAAUGGUUACACCUACAGCACAAGUCAGAGUGGAUAUUCAACAGACAGCUAUGGAUACAAUUUUGGCUCCUCUAGCAGCAGUUGUACCUAUUACACAGACAUUUAUGGUUCAUUCUAUCCCGGAGGAUCCUACUCAGUAGGACCAUGUACCGAUACCACAUGGUAUCCUAGCAGUUCCUAUCCUAACACCGAUAGCAAUGGUUACACCUACAGCACAAGUCAGAGUGGAUAUUCAACAGACAGCUAUGGAUACAAUUUUGGCUCGUUUAGCAGCAGUUGUACCUAUUACACAGACAUUUAUGGUUCAUACUAUCCCGGAGGAUCCUACUCAGUAGGACCAUGUACCGAUACCACAUGGUAUCCUAGCAGUUCCUAUCCUAACACCGAUAGCAAUGGUUACACCUACAGCACAAGUCAGAGUGGAUAUCCAACAGACAGCUAUGGAUACAAUUUUGGCUCCUCUAGCAGCAGUUGUACCUAUUACACAGACAUUUAUGGUUCAUACUAUCCCGGAGGAUCCUUCUCAGUAGGACCAUGUACCGAUACCACAUGGUAUCCUAGCAGUUCCUAUCCUAACACCGAUAGCAAUGGUUACACCUACAGCACAAGUCAGAGUGGAUAUUCAACAGACAGCUAUGGAUACAAUUUUGGCCCCUCUAGCAGCAGUUGUACCUAUUACACAGACAUUUAUGGUUCAUUCUAUCCCGGAGGAUCCUACUCAGUAGGACCAUGUACCGAUACCACAUGGUAUCCUAGCAGUUCCUAUCCUAACACCGAUAGCAAUGGUUACACCUACAGCACAAGUCAGAGUGGAUAUUCAACAGACAGCUAUGGAUACAAUUUUGGCUCCUCUAGCAGCAGUUGUACCUAUUACACAGACAUUUAUGGUUCAUUCUAUCCCGGAGGAUCCUACUCAGUAGGACCAUGUACCGAUACCACAUGGUAUCCUAGCAGUUCCUAUCCUAACACCGAUAGCAAUGGUUACACCUACAGCACAAGUCAGAGUGGAUAUUCAACAGACAGCUAUGGAUACAAUUUUGGCUCCUCUAGCAGCAGUUGUACCUAUUACACAGACAUUUAUGGUUCAUACUAUCCCGGAGGAUCCUACUCAGUAGGACCAUGUACCGAUACCACAUGGUAUCCUAGCAGUUCCUAUCCUAACACCGAUAGCAAUGGUUACAUUUACAGCACAAGUCAGAGUGGAUAUUCAACAGACAGCUAUGGAUACAAUUUUGGCUCGUUUAGCAGCAGUUGUACCUAUUACACAGACAUUUAUGGUUCAUACUAUCCCGGAGGAUCCUACUCAGUAGGACCAUGUACCGAUACCACAUGGUAUCCUAGCAGUUCCUAUCCUAACACCGAUAGCAAUGGUUACACCUACAGCACAAGUCAGAGUGGAUAUUCAACAGACAGCUAUGGAUACAAUUUUGGCUCCUCUAGCAGCAGUUGUACCUAUUACACAGACAUUUAUGGUUCAUUCUAUCCCGGAGGAUCCUACUCAGUAGGACCAUGUACCGAUACCACAUGGUAUCCUAGCAGUUCCUAUCCUAACACCGAUAGCAAUGGUUACACCUACAGCACAAGUCAGAGUGGAUAUUCAACAGACAGCUAUGGAUACAAUUUUGGCUCCUCUAGCAGCAGUUGUACCUAUUACACAGACAUUUAUGGUUCAUACUAUCCCGGAGGAUCCUACUCAGUAGGACCAUGUACCGAUACCACAUGGUAUCCUAGCAGUUCCUAUCCUAACACCGAUAGCAAUGGUUACACUUACAGCACAAGUCAGAGUGGAUAUUCAACAGACAGCUAUGGAUACAAUUUUGGCUCGUUUAGCAGCAGUUGUACCUAUUACACAGACAUUUAUGGUUCAUACUAUCCCGGAGGAUCCUACUCAGUAGGACCAUGUACCGAUACCACAUGGUAUCCUAGCAGUUCCUAUCCUAACACCGAUAGCAAUGGUUACACCUACAGCACAAGCCAGAGUGGAUAUCCAACAGACAGCUAUGGAUACAAUUUUGGCUCCUCUAGCAGCAGUUGUACCUAUUACACAGACAUUUAUGGUUCAUACUAUCCCGGAGGAUCCUUCUCAGUAGGACCAUGUACCGAUACCACAUGGUAUCCUAGCAGUUCCUAUCCUAACACCGAUAGCAAUGGUUACACCUACAGCACAAGUCAGAGUGGAUAUUCAACAGACAGCUAUGGAUACAAUUUUGGCUCCUCUAGCAGCAGUUGUACCUAUUACACAGACAUUUAUGGUUCAUACUUAUCCCGGAGGAUCCUACUCAGUAGGACCAUGUACCGAUACCACAUGGUAUCCUAG